Molecule: messenger RNA, 915 nt
Organism: Fusarium sp. VM40
Lineage: Eukaryota; Fungi; Ascomycota; Sordariomycetes; Hypocreales; Nectriaceae
Source: the annotation of a GenBank genome assembly
AUGCCUUCAAUCAACACGUUCAUCACCGCCCUCGUGGCUGGUCUUGCCAUUGGGGUCCAAGCUGGUCCUUGCAGGCCUCAUGCUCCUUCAAGCUCUGUACUCCAGCCUCAAGUCACUAGUACCCGGCAAGUUGAGUCUGCUGCCGGGACUUCUGCUGCAUACACUGAUGCUGUGAGCAUCUCCGAGUCUGGGGCUUCUCUUUCUACCGCUGUGCAAGUCACUAGCUCUACUGAGACCGAGUCCAAGCCUUCCACUACUGAUGAGAACGAGACUACUACAGCUGCUUAUCCUGCUUCCGAGUCUACCUCUAUCACUUCUGGUUCUCUCACUACCGAGUCCAAGCCCGAGUCUACUUCUGUCAUUUCGUCUCUUGCUACCGACUCUACCACUGAACCAACUUCUUCAUCUGAUGAGAUCGUCUCUUCUGCUCUUCCUACGACAACCGAGUCUAGUGCUGCACCCUACACCACCUCAAAGGCCGAGGCCGUCCCUUCAACUACAUCAGAGGCUGAAGUCAUUCCUUCAACUACCUCUUCAGAGCCAAAGACUACUCUCGACACUAGCACCAUCGCACCAACAACAACUUCCGCCUAUCCUACCACUACAACCUCCCAGGCUUCCACCACAUCUGCAGCCGCUUCUUCCGAAUGUCCGCCCCUGUCUGAGCUCAGCUGUGGCCUGGCUGGUUUGUACACCAACAGCGAUAGCCAUCUCAUCCAGGUCCUUUACGACACCGACCUCGACGGAUGCUGGGAGGUGUGCACUAAGAACGACAAGUGCAAGUCCAUUGGUAUCACUACCGCCGAUCAGUGUGAGAUCUACGACACUGCUGUCGCUGGAAUGGGGUUCAGCGCUCAGGCAGGCUGGUAUUUCUCCGUCUAUGAUGCUUGCUGCCAUCAGGCAACUGCAGAGUAG